Peromyscus eremicus (cactus mouse) is the source of this 1981-nucleotide messenger RNA. It is a transcript of the gene Cdk20, whose product is annotated as cyclin dependent kinase 20. Gene Ontology annotation, biological process: protein phosphorylation. The record is from RefSeq and is a predicted model, not a curated record. Gene Ontology annotation, molecular function: ATP binding; cyclin-dependent protein serine/threonine kinase activity. Gene Ontology annotation, cellular component: nucleus. Bases 215 to 1255 code for a protein of 346 amino acids. NCBI's taxonomy places the organism in Eukaryota, Metazoa, Chordata, Mammalia, Rodentia, Cricetidae. The transcript is spliced from 8 exons.
GGAUUUGUAGAGUUAGGUCAUUCUCGGGUGACUGCCGAAGGCUUGGAAAAGUGCUGCCUAGCGGGGAUGCAAAUUCCUGACUGAGCUCGGCGUGGGUCUUUCCGGUCACGUGCUGUGCGGAACAGCUGCUAGACACGUUAUUGCUAGGCAACGCUUGCACGCUCUGUCCCGCGCUGGAUCCCCGCAGUGGAGGAUCUGGGCGCCGCUGGCUGACAUGGACCAGUACUGCAUCCUCGGUCGCAUAGGGGAGGGCGCCCACGGCAUCGUCUUCAAAGCCAAGCACGUAGAGACUGGAGAGAUCGUUGCCCUCAAGAAGGUGGCCUUGCGGCGGCUGGAAGAUGGCAUUCCUAACCAGGCCCUAAGGGAAAUCAAGGCUCUGCAGGAGAUCGAGGACAGUCAGUAUGUGGUGCAGCUGAAGGCUGUGUUCCCACACGGUGCAGGGUUUGUGCUGGCUUUCGAAUUCAUGCUGUCAGACCUGGCAGAGGUGGUGCGCCAUGCCCAGAGGCCACUGGCCCCGGCACAGGUCAAGAGCUACCUGCAGAUGCUGCUCAAAGGCGUUGCGUUCUGCCACGCCAACAACAUUGUGCAUCGGGACCUGAAGCCUGCCAACCUGCUCAUCAGUGCCUCAGGCCAGCUCAAGAUAGCUGACUUUGGCCUGGCCCGGGUCUUCUCUCCAGAUGGUGGUCGCCUCUACACACAUCAGGUGGCCACCAGGUGGUACCGAGCUCCUGAGCUCCUGUAUGGUGCUCGGCAGUAUGACCAGGGCGUCGACCUAUGGGCUGUGGGCUGCAUUAUGGGAGAGCUGUUGAAUGGGUCCCCCCUGUUCCCUGGAGAAAAUGACAUCGAGCAACUCUGCUGUGUACUUCGCAUCCUGGGCACCCCCAGUCCUCGCGUCUGGCCGGAGAUCACAGAGCUGCCUGACUACAACAAGAUCUCCUUCAAGGAGCAGGCACCAAUGCCCCUGGAGGAGGUGCUGCCUGAUGCCUCUCCCCAGGCCUUGGACCUGCUGAGUCAGUUCCUCCUCUACCCUCCACACCAGCGUAUCGCAGCCUCCCAGGCCCUUCUGCAUCAGUACUUCUUCACAGCUCCUCUGCCUGCUCAUCCAUCUGAGCUACCAAUUCCUCAGCGCCCAGGGGGACCUGCACCCAAGGCUCACCCAGGCCCUCCCCAUGUGCAUGACUUCCAUGUGGACCGGCCUCUUGAGGAGUCACUGCUGAACCCAGAGCUGAUUCGGCCCUUCAUCCCAGAGGGGUGAGAUGCUCACCCUAUCCUGCCGCUUACCCCAGGAGCACCUAGACAGCCAUUCCUCUGCCUCUUCCUUAUUUGCCUCAUUGGCCUCCCCAAGGCUAUACACACCACACCUUGUCCUUACUCCUUAGCCUGGUUGAGGGCUGGGCUGCAGGAGGCAGAACUGUGAAGAUGUCCUACCUAGCAGAGAACAAGACUCACAGCCUCCAGAAGCGACUAACUGUGUCCUUACCCAGGGCUGCCACUCAGUGGUGUCACCUGCCUUGGAGAUGGUUCUCCAGGCUCUGUCUCCUGCUCAAGUACAUUGCUAUUAGAGCGUCACCUGGGGAGGCACAGCUAGGAAGGCAGGCUUGCUAUGGUUUGGUUUCCAGAGUACUCUGAGCCAGGAUUUGAGAUUCAUAUAAAAGCCCUGAGUAUUUCUGCCUGUUUCUAUUAGGGAAAUUGACAAGGGUGGCCCCUUAAUUCAUAGGGGUCAGUCACCCAGAAGGUGCUUCCAGUCAGGGCCAUUUUGGUCCUGAGGCUUCCUGUGCUAUCCAUGUGACUUGAGUGCUCACCAGUCAGGGUCUAGAAGUUGAGGCCCAGAGACGGCCAGUCUGACUCCCAAAGCACGCUUUCCACAUGCUGGGUGGUUAGUCAGUUUUUCUGAAGGAUAAGGGUGAGCCAGAGGCUGCUGUGAAGAUUUGAAGCAGGCAUUCCUGGAAUUCAUUCAGUAAAUAAACUCCAGUGUAACUCA